AUGAAGUGGCCAGUUGUUAAUGGCGUGUCGUGUGUCACGUACUACGCCCACGACCACGAACUAGUAGACAAUGCUGUUCGUUUCUAUACAAAUUACUUGGGGCUCACAAUUCACUCCGAGACCGACAACGGAGUUUAUUUGGCCUCCGACGAUUCUUUACUUGUUCUCAAGUUGGUAGUGAGCAAGGAAGCGCCCGACUCGGCGGAAGUGAAGAAGAUCCACAAGAGAUUUGAAGAGGAUCUCAAUAUUGUGGAUUGGAGGUCAAGAGCUCCUGGGUUCACCUUGUCGAUUGCAGAUUUGAACUCCACUAUUCUCAAGUUGCAACAAGCAGGAUUGGUGCUUCAGAUAACUCCCAAUGACUUGUAUCCUAACGAAGCAUACUUUAUCGAUCCAUUGGGAAAUCUUGUUGGAUUGACCACUACUGCCAAUCCACUCUCUUUGGUACCUCCGGUGAAAAAAUUGGACCAGCCAAAUGAAGGCUACAUUAUGUCUGCCACGGUUUCAGAGGCCACCAACAACAACGGAGCUCCGCUCAAGGGUAGCAAAAAUGUGGCAGUGAUGACUUCUGGUGGAGAUGCUCCUGGAAUGAAUGCUUGUGUUCGUGCUGUUGUUCGCGCUGCCAUCUACCAUGAAUGCAAAGCAUUUUGCGUAAUGGAAGGUUACGAAGGUUUGGUGCGUGGAGGAAAAGAGUAUAUCAAGGAAAUGUCCUGGCAAGAUGUCAGAGGUUUGCUUGCUGAAGGUGGAACCAAUAUUGGAACUGCUCGUUGUAAGGCUUUCAGAGAACGUCCUGGCCGGUUGCAGGCAUGCCAAAAUAUGAUUGAGGCAGGAAUUGAUGCGUUGAUCGUAUGUGGAGGAGACGGCUCUUUGACUGGAGCCGAUCUUUUCAGAGCUGAAUGGCCUUCAUUGAUCAAAGAAUUGCUCGAUACAAACCGUAUCAACCAGUCGCAAUACCACACAUACAAGCAUUUGAAUAUCUGUGGAACUGUGGGGUCAAUUGACAAUGAUAUGGCCACCACUGACGCUACCAUUGGUGCCUACAGUGCGUUGGCUCGUGUAUGUCAAGCCAUUGACUACAUUGAUGCUACUGCCAACUCCCAUUCAAGAGCCUUUGUGGUGGAAGUUAUGGGCAGACACUGCGGUUGGUUAGCACUCAUGGCAGGUAUAGCGACUAGCGCUGAUUAUAUCAUGAUCCCAGAGAAGCCUUCUUCCUCAAAAGGGUGGAAAGAGCAAAUGUGUGAGAUUGUUUCGAAACAUAGAUCCAAGGGAAAACGGAAAACUAUCGUUAUUGUUGCUGAGGGAGCCGUCACCUCUGAGUUGGAGCCCAUCUCGUCCAAAGAAGUACGUGAUGAGCUCGUCAAGUUGGGUCUUGAUACCAGAAUCACUACGUUGGGACAUGUUCAAAGAGGUGGUACUGCGGUGGCAUAUGAUCGUAUUUUGGCUACUUUGCAAGGUGUAGAGGCAGUCAAAGCGGUUUUGGAAUGUACACCCGAUACUCCUUCUCCCCUUAUUGCAGUUGUGGAGAACAAGAUUGUACGCAAGUCGUUGGUAGAAGCCGUACAGAUCACGAAAUCCGUCGCCGAAGCCAUUGAAGAGAAAAACUUUGAUAAGGCAAUGGACUUGCGAGACUCAGAGUUUGUGGAACAUCUCCACAAUUUCAUUGCCAUGAACUCGGCUAACCAUAACGAGCCAUCUUUGCCUGUGGAAAAGAGAAAGAAGAUUGCCAUUGUGAACAUCGGUGCUCCAGCUGGUGGUAUGAAUAGUGCCGUGUACGCCAUGGCUACCUACUGUAUGUCAAGAGGACAUACUCCGUACGCCAUACACAACGGGUUCUCUGGUUUGGCAAGACACGAGUCCGUCAAUCUGAUAGACUGGUUGCUGAUUCAAGGCUACAAUUCUGUUGGUGGAUCUGAAAUCGGUACCAAUAGAGCAACUCCUCAUGAAACCGAUAUUGGUAUGAUUGCAUACUACUUUGAGAAAUAUCAAUUUGAUGGACUUAUACUUGUUGGUGGUUUCGAAGCAUUCGUAUCAUUGGAUGAAUUGGAGAAGGCACGAUGUACAUAUCCAUCUUUCAGAAUUCCAAUGGUGUUGAUACCUGCCACCAUCUCCAACAAUGUCCCCGGCACCGAAUACUCGCUUGGUGCGGAUACUUGCUUGAAUGCAUUGGUCGAAUAUUGUGAUGUUGUCAAGCAAUCUGCAUCGGCCACAAGAGACAGGACAUUUGUAAUAGAAGUUCAAGGUGGUAAUUCCGGGUACAUUGCAACUUUUGCAUCGUUGGCUGUUGGUGCUCAGAUUUCGUAUGUUCCUGAAGAAGGUGUAGCCUUAGACCAACUAGAGGCUGAUAUUGCAUCUUUACGCAAACAAUUUGCUAGUGAAAAAGGCAUGUCGAAAUCAGGAAAGCUUAUUUUGAAGAGCUCAAAUGCAUCAAAAGUGUUGACUACGCAAGUUCUCGCUGAUAUCGUCAAGCAAGAGGCUCAUGGAGAGUUCGAUACAAAGACUGCUAUCCCAGGACAUGUGCAACAAGGUGGUUUACCUUCUCCUAUAGACAGAACCAGAGCAGCCAGAUUUGCAAUUCGCAGUGUCCAGUUCAUUGAAGAUUCUUUUGAUACGAUUAACAAGCACCACUAUGAUGUCGAUUUCCCCAUUGAGAAUACCGAACUUUCUAAUACUGCUGCUGUUUUGGGAGUCAAGUCAUCUCAUUUGAAGUUUACUUCAAUCCGCAAAUUGUACGAUUUCGAAACAGAGUUGGGAAGAAGAAUGCCCAAGAAGAUCUCGUGGAAAUUCACCAGAGACGUUGCUGACCGUUUAGUCGGCAGAGAAAGACUCAUCAAGGAACUGGGCCAGGUUCCUUCAUUAGCUUAG
Meyerozyma guilliermondii ATCC 6260 is the source of this 2859-nucleotide messenger RNA. RefSeq names its product 6-phosphofructokinase subunit beta (gene PFK2). Gene Ontology annotation, cellular component: cytoplasm; mitochondrion; 6-phosphofructokinase complex. Lineage: Eukaryota; Fungi; Ascomycota; Pichiomycetes; Serinales; Debaryomycetaceae. The transcript has a single exon. The record is from RefSeq and is a predicted model, not a curated record. Gene Ontology annotation, biological process: fructose 1,6-bisphosphate metabolic process; canonical glycolysis; fructose 6-phosphate metabolic process. The coding region runs from base 1 to 2859 and encodes 952 amino acids. Gene Ontology annotation, molecular function: monosaccharide binding; AMP binding; fructose-6-phosphate binding.